This is a messenger RNA of Orbicella faveolata, 5206 nucleotides long. RefSeq names its product polycystin-1-like protein 2. Gene Ontology annotation, molecular function: calcium channel activity; protein binding. Gene Ontology annotation, cellular component: membrane. Gene Ontology annotation, biological process: detection of mechanical stimulus. NCBI's taxonomy places the organism in Eukaryota, Metazoa, Cnidaria, Anthozoa, Scleractinia, Merulinidae. The record is from RefSeq and is a predicted model, not a curated record.
UGUAAGUGCAGUCUGAAAGGGACACAAACCUAGUUCUACUGGAGCGAACUAUAUGUUAUGCAGUUGUAUUGCCGAUUGCAGUUCCUCAAAAGGAAAAGAAACUUACGAUUGGCUCGAGAGAUUUAGAGCUCGAGAUAUUUGAGGUAAUGCCACACUGGAAAAAAAAAAGAUUUUGGAUCAAAUUAUGGUAGAAAAUUUCAAAAAAAUCGAGGAUUCGAGAAAUUCGAAUUCCGCUGUACAGAAAAAUCGCUUGAAUUAAGUUCUGAAUAAUUAUUUCAAAAGAUCAGGUUGUAAAUGUUUGCAACAUUUCGUGUCCCCUCUUUUGUAGAUGAUCAGCUACAACAUCAACCCUCAUAUUUUAGGCCAGCAACCCCUUGAUGAUAUCAACUCAAAAGUGCUUAGCGUGACCCUAAAGGAUGAAAACGGGAAGGUAAUCAAUAUCUCAAACCUGCACUCGGCCAUAUCAUUGACAAUUCCUUUGAAGAAUACUGAGAACAGAACAACACCAGUUGAGGAGUACUCAGUCCCUGAUGUUAUGUUGCAUCGAGUCUUUACCGAGAAUUGUGGAAAUAGUUUAGUCCAGCUGUCGUUCAAACUUGAAAGGUCUGCACCAUUUGAAGUGUACGUAAAGUACGGCGCAAGGCCAACAAAGGAAGAUUAUGAUUACUUUGCCACUAUAGAUGAAGAAACUUGCCACAAUGGGGAAGAGAUUUGCAAUGUCAGCACCCAAGUAUGGUUUGAUGCUGAACGCAUUGGAAAAUAUUUUAUUGGGCUAAUCCAAACGACGAAAUCAAGGGAACGAAGAUCUGCCUCGAAAAGCGAAUCUCUUAACGUCUUAGCACUGAAUGCCCCCAUAAAAUGGAGGUCAAGAUCCCUUUCCCAGUUAGAUAAUCAAGAUGAAAAGUUAUGCGUGAAGCUCAAGGAUCCCCCAACGCCACAACCGGUGGUCAACGUGACGGUUAAAAACGCUCCAUACGACCCAGAAACAUCCGUGAAUUUUACGUUGGAGGUCGACUCAACUGGAUGCCUGUUUUGGUCCGAGACUGAAGAGCAGUGGAUGAGUGAAGGAUGCAAAUGCUUCUCUUUUCAGCCUGGUACCAAUUCCACCCCGUCCACCGUGCAAUGUCUUUGUAAUCACCUAACAUCUUUUGGUGGUUACUUUCUGGUGACGCCCAACACAAUAGACUUCGAUCAGGUGCAACUAGGAUUUAAGAGCGUUAAUGACCCGGGGGAUGUCCCCGUUAUUGUGGCAGUGGCAGUUGUGUUUCUUAUUUAUUUCAUCGCUGUAAUCUUCGCACGGAGGGCCGACAAGCGAGAUCUUGAAAAGGUAGGUGUCAUUACGCCUUUACUAUCAUCAAAGGACUCCCUCUACCAAUACAAAGCAUCUAUCAGUACUGGAGCAUGGCGAAACUCGGGUACUUCUGCCAGAGUAUGCAUGAUUCUUUACGGAACUGACGCCUCUAGCGGUGUUAUUGAGUUUUCAUGUAACCGGGAUGAAAGCAGGAAGCUCUUUAGUCGAGGUAAUUCAGACAACUUUCUUUUCACUGUCGAUCAGCCAAUUGGGUCUCUAGUUAAGAUCCGGGUUGGUCAUGAUAAUUCCGGCGAAGACCCAUCCUGGUUUCUGAACGAGAUUUCUAUCACAGAUAUUCAGGCAAAUUCUAGAUGGAAAUUCCCCUGUUAUCGUUGGUUGGGCCUAGAACUAGAAGACGGGAGCACGACAUUGGAGCUCCACUCCUCAAGCGUCAAGAGAUCCUCUGACUUUAAAACCGAGUUCAGUAACGCGCGGACGUACGGUCUUGCAAACUACCAUCUGUGGUUCUCAAUAGCUACAAAAGAGGCAAGGGAUUUGUUUACUCGCGUCCAACGACUAACGUGCUGUUGCUUCUUUCUGCUAUGGAUAAUGAUUGUGUCUGCAAUUUUCUACUUCGAAAAUAGCGAUGAAACGCCAGCUAUUCACGUCGGGCCUCUCAAAGUGACAGCCAGAGAGCUUUCGGUUUCUGUUACCACUGCAUUGGUCGCCUUCCCGACUACUUUUUUCGUUGUAUUCUUAUUUCGCAAGAGUCAGCGUCUAGGAAUAACCAUUGACCGGGAUGCUUGCUAUGACGAUCAUGGCAGAAAACAGUUCCAGCUGCCUCAUUUUUGCAUCUAUGUCGCCUGGUUUGUUUGUAUUGUUGGUUCACUGCUAGCUUCGGUUUUUACGAUUCUUUAUUCUCUUCAAUGGGGAAGAGAGAAAUCGGAACGAUGGUUGUCUUCCAUCUUCUUGAGUACGACUGAGGAUAUAUUUGUUUCUCAGCCCUUGAAAAUCGUUGUUUUAGCAGUUAUUCUGGCUCUGAGAUGUAAAAGUAAAGGAAACCGUGCCGGCGACCUCGCGGAAAACGGGAAAAGGGUCCAAUCUGAUCAUCCUGAAACAAUGUUUGACAUCUCUAAGAAUGAUAUCGAGCAACAAAGGAAAUACAGAGUUCUUGAAAGGAAAACGAACAUAUUUGCAAGAGAUAUGCUAUUUGCUUGCUUCUUCCUUCUCCUUCUCAUGUUUGUCUGUUAUGGAGAUAAGAGUAAACAAAGACAUCACAUUGCUGAAACCACGCGAAACUCUUUUACAAAGUUUAAUAAGGUAAGAGAGAAGUCAAGAACACGUCACAGCUCUGGACAUGGCUUGACGACGUUUUCAUUCCCGUGGUGUAUGCUGUUACUCUACCAAAUUGAAAGCGAUCAAGCGUUUUCUUCUAUAGGUUAUUUGCCGCCAACUGACUUAUGUUUGAACUCACCGAUAAUUGUUGUAAGUUUUUUUUGUUUUGUUUUGUUUUUUAAAUUUUAUGCAGAUUCUUGUGAUGUGCCCGAUGUUUUUAAGAAUAUUAUUUCAUCUUGUUACGACUUUUACUGUCAAGAUAAAGAGGAUAAAUUGGGUUCAUGGAGCGCAUUAUCAAAUAAGACGUCCCUUAACUGGUUAAGUAUUUCGUGUCCCGAAAACUGGAUAUACAGUACUGAAGAUGAUACCGGUAUCCAUAAAAGCCGAGGCGUACAUUCUCUCUACAGUGGUGGUGGUUACGUGGCUAAUCUUGGAUACGACGAUUCUACGGCUCGUCGAAUUUUGAAAGAUCUGGUCAAUAAUGGAUGGAUAGAUCGUCAGACUAGAGCUAUCUUGGCCGAAUUUUCAAAGUUUAAUGUAGCCACUAAGCUGCUUGUGGAUGUAACUUUAUAUUUUGAGAUGCUCCCGUCUGGCCUUUUGGAAACUUCUAUGCGAAUCCCGGUGAUUCCGAUGGCGAAAUCAGAUUCAGCUUUUAAUGAAAUGUACAUGGCCAAUAUAUUGUUAUUUGCCUUCGUUCUUGGGUAUUACUUGGUAACCGAGGGCAUCAGACUUUACCGUCUGAAAUGUGCUUACUUCAAAUCGAUAUGGAACUGGCUUGAAAUGCUUCAGAUUGUUAGCGCAGUCCUGGUCUUGGCCAUUUCCAUUGAAAGGGAGAGACAGACAGUGCAAGUGCUGCAGAAACUUGUGGCAAACCCGUUCGUGUCUGUCAGCUUUCACGACGCAUUGCUCUGGUUGGAGAUCGAAAACUACGUAAUCUGCAUCGCAGUCACAAUUGUAACGCUACGUCUUCUAAGGCUACUCAAAUUCAACAGCCACAUCAUAGUGCUGUUCCAAGUGGUUCGGAAGUCCUUGAAACCCACCUUAAGCUAUGCAGUCGUGUUCUGCGUUAUCUUUACCGCAUACGGGCAUGCAGGAUUUCUCCUCUUUGGCAAGAAUGUUUACAUGUUUUCUACAAUACACCGAACUAUUGCCUCGCAAUUUCUCAUGUGUCUAGGAGACUCUGUGUUGCGUUCUAAACUGGAAAAUACCCGCAUUAUAUUUUUCAGGCUUUAUGUCCAAAGUCUCCUUUUCAUUACGAUGGCAAUUCUCAUUAACUUGUUUGUGGCAAUUUUAAAUGACGCACACUCAGACUCCACCAGUUCAGACGAAAAUAGUGAGGACAUGGAAGUGGCUAAUCUAUUGCUUUCCAAGUUUCUUAAAUUUAUUGGCAUACGUAAAGAGAAACAAGGAGACUCUUCUUCUGUAAACGAGGAAAACGAAACGUCCAAAGGAAACAUAAGGCAGGAAGCGUUAGAUUCAGUUACACAGCUAAGUGCUGACGAAAGUGAAGAGCUGAAAAUUUCAGUAAAAGUCGAUAUGGGUGUGAAAACUUCAGAAGUAAAUUGGCAAAACGAGACUUCAGAACCAUUCCAAAGCUCGUUGUCGCUAGAUGUAACAUCAAGUUUAGAUAGGUAUACAAGGCUAUCAGCUUCAAGACAUUCAUUUGACGAGAGAAGUGAGCCUCCAGGACUUAUUGACAGUUCGUUUUUAACAGAUAGGGAAGCAAAGCCAGCAAAAUCCAGGAAUUCAUUAGAUUCUAGCUCAUUCGACACACAGUGUGCUCCAAUUGUCAUCCGAGAUGAAAUGCCGGCUUUCUUAGACAGCGGUGAUGUCCGCAUGGUUCACUUUGGCAGCGGCGUGUACGCAAGACAUCUCAGCAUCACCUCAAGCAAUUUAUCCACCGCUUCACUCUCGUCUCCUCGCCUUUCAGACAUGCCAAGCAAGGAAACAGUAAACAGCGAGGAAACGACUGACAAUACAGAAACAUUGCCCCUCGCUGGAGAGUCAGAAGAGGUCGUUCCUGUUGGGCACGCCUGCCACACAACUCACGCGGAAAGCGAGAAACGGAAGGAGAGAAUAAUCAGUUUUGAUGAAGUUAGUGAGUGGCUGAAAAAGAUCAAUUUGUCGGCAAACAAUGUUCUUCAAACCACUGAUAGCCCUAAAGAAACGGGAGCAAUCUCAACAUCAAGUGGCCUUCAAGUAGGAAAACGAGCCUGCAUUGAUUUUGAUGUCAUAAGUAAAAUGAUAAAGAUAAAAAGAAAAGUAAAAAAGCGGAAAGAGCGUGCAAAGGAAUCUAACACAGCACAGCUGAAAAAUAGAACCAAAAGGAUCGACCGGCUCCUCUAUGUUUUGGAUUAGUUGUUGUUAGGUAGGAGGAAGCGAAAAGAAAAGUACUAAUUAUUGAGUUUUUGCACUACCAAAUGCACCGUAAACAGCGGAAAGCGGCACAGAGAUGAACCCCUACACGAAACAGUUCCAAGGCGCCCUGUCGCCUAAGCAGUAGAAUCCAGUGCUCUCUCGGCUGACCUUUACGUGCACAGCUCUUUUCUCUGUUGCUGUUGUUGUUGUUGUUGUUGUUGG